Messenger RNA from Aspergillus costaricaensis CBS 115574, 1221 nucleotides. Its product is annotated as kinase-like protein. Gene Ontology annotation, molecular function: ATP binding; protein kinase activity. Lineage: Eukaryota; Fungi; Ascomycota; Eurotiomycetes; Eurotiales; Aspergillaceae. The transcript is spliced from 5 exons. Gene Ontology annotation, biological process: regulation of mRNA processing; protein phosphorylation; spliceosomal complex assembly. The record is from RefSeq and is a predicted model, not a curated record. Bases 1 to 1221 code for a protein of 406 amino acids.
AUGACUCUAUUUCGUCAUACAAUCAACAAACCUCUCCGCUCCCUGUACCAUAAACCCAGCAAACCACUAUCUUUCAAGACUAUCUCCCCAACCUACCCACUAGAAGAAGAACGCAACCCACACUACAACCCCAAGAAAUACUCUCCCGCCCGAAUCGGAGAAACCAUCGGGAACAAAUACCGUAUCAUCUCCAAACUAGGAUGGGGUGCUAAUUCCACCGCGUGGUUAGCGAAGGAUAUAUCUCGCUGGCCCUGGCAAUCAACCAAAUACGUAACCUUGAAGAUCACGAACUGUGGCGAGGGGGAGAGGAAAGCCGCGGAGGAUGAGUUGAGAAUAUCGCAGCAUAUUUCCACUUUACGGUCUGAGCAUGAAGGUCGUGCGUAUGUUAGACUUGUUAAGGAUUCGUUUGAAGUACAAGGUAUCCUUGGAGAUCAUCUAUGUUUGGUCUUCGAGCCACUCAGAGAGCCACUUUGGGUUCUUGGACGACAUCUGGGAAGUACGAACGGGGUGCCUCCGCAGGUUCUGAAAGCUUUCUUGAGGACCGCAGACCUAAAAGCCGAUAACUUCCUCAUCGGAUUCGAAGAUGCCACUAUUAUCGACAACUAUGUCCGCCAACAAGAAGCUCAUCCCGCUCCCCAUGUACUCCGAAACGGACGUCCUAUUUACGAAUCUAGGAACGACUUCGGGCCACUGAGAAAAGGAGUAGGUAUGCUGAAGAUUUCCGACUUCAGUGCUGCCGUUUUCGGGAACGUACUGACUCCGCAUAAUCAUGACAUUCAGCCUCAACCAUUCUGCGCGCCUGAGGUUCUGUUGAAGGCUGGGUGGUCGUAUAGUGCGGAUAUUUGGAAUUUGGGGACUGUGCUUUGGGAACUUCUCGCUGAUGAGAUGCUAUUUGAUGGGUUGUGUGAACACCAAGGGAAAUAUUCCAGGGAUGUGCAUGUCGCGCAGAUGAUUAGGCUGCUGGGACCUCCUCCUUCACGGUUUUUGGAUAAAUGCGAUCCGUGUGUACGGGAUGGCUUGUUUUCAGCUCAGGGGACGUUCAAGUUCCCUGGGUUGAUUCCGUCGGAUGGAUUCAAUUUCUCGAAUAUGACGCCCUUUCUACAUGGGGAGGAUAGACGCUUGUUUAUUGGAUUUGUUCGUAGAAUGCUUCGGUGGGAUCCGGAGUGUCGGUCGAGUGCGAAGGAGCUCUAUGAUGAUCCUUGGCUUUGUUAUGAACCUUAG